Anolis sagrei ordinatus is the source of this 968-nucleotide messenger RNA. RefSeq names its product phospholamban (gene PLN). The record is from RefSeq and is a predicted model, not a curated record. NCBI's taxonomy places the organism in Eukaryota, Metazoa, Chordata, Lepidosauria, Squamata, Anolidae. Gene Ontology annotation, cellular component: sarcoplasmic reticulum; membrane. Gene Ontology annotation, molecular function: ATPase inhibitor activity. Gene Ontology annotation, biological process: negative regulation of heart rate; negative regulation of calcium ion import into sarcoplasmic reticulum; negative regulation of ATPase-coupled calcium transmembrane transporter activity.
CCAACAACUUCAGUUGUUCCCACAAAGCCGAUGACAGAGAACGCCUUUCCAUAUCCCAGGAAAUAGCAUCAUACAAUUAAGUAAAACAGUUCCUGAGCUCCACAAAGAUUCUUAAUCCCCCAAAGAGAAGAUCUUAAGCACUUUGCACUGUCCCUGAAAACCUCGGCUUCCUAAAAAACAUUCUUUAUUAAGUAUCUGCUUUCCUGUUGCCAUGGAGAAGGUGCAGUACAUGACCCGCUCUGCUCUGAGGAGAGCCUCAACUAUUGAGGUCAACCCACAAACCCGUCAAAGGCUUCAGGAGCUCUUUAUAAAUUUUUGCCUUAUCUUAAUAUGCCUCUUGCUUAUCUGCAUCAUUGUGAUGCUUCUCUGAAACCCAGCAUAUUUGAUUCAUCUUCACUCCAUUAUGAAAUGGAAAAAGCACGUCAAAGGGGGAAAAGAACCGAGCAAGAAUCUUCCAGAACAAGGACAUGCUUGCAAGGAAGUCCACCAUUUGGACUAAGCAAUGUCUCAUCAACUGCACAGUUCACUUAUCAACCAUUGUAACAGAAUUAAAAUCACCUGAUCUGGACAGCAAUUUUGACACCUACUGUCACAAGGCUAUGCAUGAGCUAAAUCUUACUUGCCCUGCUAAAAAGGAAGUCUUCUGUGAAAGCUGCAGUCCACUGUGUUUGGUUUGUUUGUUUUACUGAAUUGAUGUGUUAGUAAAAACAGCUAUAAAAUGUUUAGUAGAAACCAUAAACGUUUGGUACCAAAUGGUAAAUCUGAACUACGAAAACACCAAGGUCAGCCAUGAAUGAACUAUUAAUAGGUAUACUAUAUAUUCUAGAAACACCCUUGAGCAGUCUGUUUUAAGAAUGUGAUUAUCUUGAUUUUAAAUUCAAGCUGUUAACAAUUUUGUUCGAUCAUAUUUUCAACAGAAACUCUGAAAAUAAUGUUAAACAUCUGAAAAAUAAAAAUAUUAAAGUGAA